Molecule: messenger RNA, 748 nt
Organism: Dendrobium catenatum
Lineage: Eukaryota; Viridiplantae; Streptophyta; Magnoliopsida; Asparagales; Orchidaceae
Product: replication protein A 70 kDa DNA-binding subunit B-like
Exons: 6
Coding region: 165-677 (170 amino acids)
Source: RefSeq, a predicted model, not a curated record
GCAAAAAGGCAUCAUUGGCAAAAAAUUUUAAUGGUUUCAUACUCUCAACAACGCAAUCAACAACUUUAGAAAUUAAUCCAAAUCUGCCAUCAUCAAAAGAACUCUUGGAUUUAUCCAAUAAAAUUAUUCAUCAACAUAUAUCAUCUGUUUCUGAUACAUAUUUGAUGACAAAUCUACAAAAUAUCAACACAUCUGAACAAUCAUUGGGAGAGGUCAAGUACUACUCCACAAGAGUCGUAAUAAAAGGACUUAAUCAAGAAGGAAAUCUAUGGUACAAUUCAUGCAGUACAUGUAAAUCAAAAAUUUCUAUUAUUGAUGGUAUUGCGAAUUGUUCAAAAUGCUCAAAAGAAAAUCCUGAAUAUAGUUUGAGGUAUCUUAUCAAAUUACGUGUUGAGGAUAUUAGUUCAACUGCAAUAUUUACAGUUUUUGAUAAUGAAGUUGAACAACUUAUUGGCAUGCCAGUUACAAAUUUAGAGAAAAUAAAGGCAUCCAAUAUAGAAGAUUAUAAUAACAUUAUCACAAAUAUUUGUGAUAAGGAGCUGAUAUUCUCAGUAAAGGUUCAAGAUAAAGAAUAUGGAAAUCGAAGCUUUCGUUCAAUUACAGUUCAAUCAAUAAAAGAAAUAUCUGAUGAAGUUAUUGAGAUCGAACCUAAAAGAAUCAAAUUAGAAGAGCUUUAAACUUUCAUCAUUAUUCAUGUUUAACAUACAUAUUUAACUCUUGAUACUCUAGAUAUUUAUUUCUUAUUUCU